AUGUGUCGAGGGCUCGGCAUCACCAAUGCAUAUUCUUCACCUCAGCACUCGCAGUCUAACGGCCAGGUGGAAGCAGUCAACAAGGUCAUCAAACACCACCUUAAAAUAAAAUUGGAGAAAGUAAAAGGUAACUGGGCCGAGGAGCUCCCAUUCGUCCUCUGGGCUAACAGGAUUACGGCUCAGUCAUUUAGUAGGGAAACCCCAUUCUCACUUUCCUAUAGUUUGGAGGCAAUGGUGCCAGUCAAGAUUGGUAUCCCAAUGGCUUGGGUCAAAAAUUACCAAGAGAACCAGAACGACGAGCAGAUAGCAGCAAACCUAGACCUACUUGAGAGGCCAAGGAAGUCUCCAGAUUCCGAGCCGCCACUCGACAUCAACAGGUGGCACGAUUCUACAAUUCUAAAGUUAAGACGAGGCGAUUUCGUCUAG
Molecule: messenger RNA, 426 nt
Organism: Magnolia sinica
Lineage: Eukaryota; Viridiplantae; Streptophyta; Magnoliopsida; Magnoliales; Magnoliaceae
Exons: 1
Coding region: 1-426 (141 amino acids)
Biological process (GO): DNA integration
Molecular function (GO): nucleic acid binding
Source: RefSeq, a predicted model, not a curated record